Molecule: messenger RNA, 2330 nt
Organism: Drosophila grimshawi
Lineage: Eukaryota; Metazoa; Arthropoda; Insecta; Diptera; Drosophilidae
Gene: m
Exons: 9
Coding region: 279-2330 (683 amino acids)
Source: RefSeq, a predicted model, not a curated record
ACACACACACACACACACAAACACACAUACAUAGAUAUAUUUUUUUGCUGUUCGUUUCGCAAUUACCGUUGGUCAGACUUGGAGAUCGCAGUGAAUCGCAGAAAGCAAACAAAUCGUUGACAACACACAAACACAGACACACACACACACACACAUACAUUUAUACCCAAGGAGCCCGACGUGCCGCACAAGCAGAUAGAAAGAGACAAAUAGAAAGAGUGUUUAACACUAGGACAUUUGCUUUUCAACGAUAUAGGCGAAGCGCCCACAUCGCCAGCAUGUGGAGCCCACAAAAAGGUCCUACACGGCUGUGGGACCUUAGACUUAGUAGCUGUAUAUUUAUCUUACAUUUAAUGUUUAGUUUAGUCAUAGCUGGUAAUGAACUGUGGCCCAUGGAUCGGCCAGAUGGUAUGCCAAACAUAGUUUCACUUGAGGUCAUGUGCGGUAAGGAUCACAUGGAUGUCCAUUUGACCUUCUCCCAUCCCUUCGAAGGCAUUGUUAGCUCCAAAGGACAACACAGUGAUCCCCGUUGCGUUUAUGUGCCACCAUCGACGGGCAAGACGUUCUUCUCGUUCCGCAUCUCUUACUCCCGAUGCGGCACCAAACCGGAUCUCAAUGGCCAGUUCUACGAGAAUACGGUAGUCGUGCAGUACGACAAGGAUCUGCUGGAGGUCUGGGACGAGGCGAAACGUUUGCGCUGCGAAUGGUUCAACGACUAUGAGAAGACCGCCUCCAAGCCUCCGAUGGUAAUUGCCGAUUUGGAUGUUAUACAGCUUGACUUUCGCGGCGAUAAUGUUGAUUGCUGGAUGGAGAUACAACAUGGCAAGGGACCGUGGGCGCCGCCAGUGAGUGGCAUUGUGCCACUGGGAUCCACGCUGACGCUUGUCGUCGCCAUCAAUGACUAUCGCGGUGAAUUUGAUAUGCGGGUAAAGUCUUGUGCCGCAUCUGAUGGUUCCGGACAUGUGAUCAAUUUGUCAGAUGAAUUUGGUUGUGUGCUGCGACCCAAGAUGAUAUCCCGUUUCCUGAAGGCCCGUGCGCCCGAUGAGCGCGCCACGGUGAUAACAUACGCCUUCUUCCACGCCUUCAAGUUCCCGGAUGCGCUCAGUGUGCACAUCAAGUGCAAGGUGGAGAUAUGUCGUCAUGGCUGUCUCGAUCACUGCCAGAACUCGGCGCCUGUCGGCGGUGGCGGCGGCGGCGGCGGCGGCGGUGAUGCCUUGGCUCAUGGCGUUGGCAAUGCGCAUGAGCGCAAAGAUGUUCACAUUGCCGAUGUGAUGGGCAGCAGCAGCAGCAACAACAAUGAGCUGCACAGAGAUCUGGACAUGCAGCCGGGCUCAAUGGGACACGGCUCCCAAUCGUUGCAACACGGCUUGGGCGGAUUGGGUGGACUGGGUGGAUUGGGUGGCAUUGGCAGCAUCGGCAAUAUGGGUGGCAUGGAUCAUGACAUCUUCUACGAGGACAUUAUCCACGAUCACAAGCAGACAAUGGGCGGCCCAGCUGCCAGCGAUCUGUAUGAGGAGAAGAGCGGCAAUUUGCAGCCGCGACCCGUGCACGAGGAUCUCGAUGAGGAGGCCGAUCUAUCCGAUCUCUUUGGUGACGAUGAUAUGGGCGACAUGGAUGGCGAAGGUGAACGCUAUCUUGGCCUGAAGAAGAGCGGCAAAUUUCCGCAUGGCCCCCGCCAACUCGAAGCACAAAAGCGAAUGGGCGUACCAAUGGCCGGACCACGCUCCCUGGAACCCAGAUCGGAUGAUGUGCCGCGACCCGUUUACCGGCCACAAGCGGAGGCAUUGAAAAAAUCACGCGAAGAUCACAUCGAUCUCGAUGAGCCAACGGCAAACAGUUCGAAAGAGUCGACUGCAACGCGGGACAGCAGCAAUGGCAGCAAUGGCAGCAGUGGGAACAGUCGACGUCGUCGUCGCUCCUUGGUUAUCUCGGAUCGAAAGGUGCGCAGCGCCGAUGUCGGCGUUAGCGGUCUAUACGAUGUCAUUUCCGAGGCGGAUUUGGCCUUCUCGCCGGAUGUCAAACAGGAGGCGGUCACCGUUUUUCAGGGCAAGAUCAGUGAGGAGGUCGUCUAUGGCAUCUGUAUGCCGGUGCCCGGUUUUAGUAUACUCUUCAUUGUUGUAAUUUCGGCGACAAUUGUCUCAGCGUUAAUUGCCGGCUCGCUGCUAUAUCGCUAUCAGCUGCAGAAGGAGGCGCUCGAGAAGCAGACACCGAUGCCGGUGCCCGGCACCCUUGCCUCCUGGAUGACGUUGCGGCUCUUUCGCAUGCGACAUCUACAACAACAACAGCAGCAGCAACAACAGCAACAGCAGCAACAACAGCAUCAGCCAUAA